Molecule: messenger RNA, 1679 nt
Organism: Rosa rugosa (rugosa rose)
Lineage: Eukaryota; Viridiplantae; Streptophyta; Magnoliopsida; Rosales; Rosaceae
Product: protein ROOT INITIATION DEFECTIVE 3
Exons: 8
Coding region: 132-1460 (442 amino acids)
Biological process (GO): rRNA processing; DNA-templated DNA replication
Cellular component (GO): nuclear pre-replicative complex
Molecular function (GO): protein binding
Source: RefSeq, a predicted model, not a curated record
CGGCACUCUGGGAAUCUUUCUUUCCCCGCCACGCGCCACGCGCCACUCUUAAACCCUAGAAAAGCCCCACAACCCAACCAACGGUUACACUCUUUCAAAGCCCAGGACUUGAACUCAUCGGAAAACCCUAAAUGGAGGUGGUGGUGGCCUCCUCUUCCGUCGAAGCAGACAUCGCCUGCUGGGACUUCAACACCGGCGCCGAGCUCCUCCGGUUCAAGUCCUGCGCCUCUCCCAAUCACGGCCUCGUCUCCGUCGGCGACCGAUUCCUCGCCUCCUCCCAGCUCCGUCAGACCAAUGGCUCUGUCAAGUACUGGGCCUGGUCCAAACCUCAACCUGAUGCCAGGAGCUCGCAAGACGAACCGAUCAAGCCGCUUGCUGCUAACAGAGAGGGCACCUAUGUUGCUGGUGGAGGUGUCUCUGGGACUAUCUACUUGUGGGAGGUUACUAGCGGUAGGCUGCUUAAGAAGUGGGAUGCUCAUUAUAGAGCUGUGAGUUGCUUGAAAUUUUCAGAUGAUGGCACCAUACUGUUUUCGGGGUCUGAGGAUGGAGAAAUUAGAGUCUGGAACCUUGUAACGAUAUUUGAUGAUCAUCAAAGUCAACAUGAAAAGCAUCGGUACUUGCUUAGUUAUACCGAGCAUUCGCUUUCUGUAACGGAUAUGGUGUUAGGGUUUGGAUAUGAUCCCAUUAUUGUGUCGGCUUCAGAGGAUCGAACGUGCAAGAUUUGGAGCUUUUCAAGAGAAACAUUAUUGAGAAAUAUUGUUUUUCCCACAAUAAUUGAUGCAAUUGCAAUGGAUCCCGGUGAAAAUCUCCUCUUUGCUGGUGGUAGAGAUGGAAAUAUAUAUGUGGCCGCACUUAAUACUGCAAGGACAGCUAGCAGCAAAUAUGGAAUGCAUAUCCUCAAUCGCUUCUCAAAUCACAGCAAGGCAGUUACUUGCUUGGCGUGGGGACUAUCUGGAAACUAUUUGAUUUCUGGAUCAGAGGAUGGCGUGGUUCGAGUAUGGGAUGCUAAAACUGCUAACAUUGUCCGUGUGCUCAAACAUGCAAAAGGUCCAGUGAAUAAUAUUCUAGUUAUUAGACAGCAAGUUUCUCAGAUGAUCCCAAAUUCACAAGCCUCCUCUAGGAGGCAUGGUUCCUCAUUACCACCUCCACUAGAAAAGCGUAUAUAUGAAGCAGAUAAAGAUGCAGGUUUUAAGGCAGUCAUCGGUCUCCAGGAUACUUGCAGUAAAUCUACAGAUGCAGUGUUUGUCACUUCCGACGUGAUGGAGCGUCAAAUCAGAGAGCUUCAGCAACAAGGUUCUGCUUCAGCUGAAAUGGAGAUUGAGAGACUAAAGCUUGAGAAUAAAAAAUGCAUACAAAUGGUUCAGCAGUGGAAGAAAAUGUAUGACAAUUUGCACCAGUUCUGUGUAAAUGAGCUUGUCGAUGGUGAUAAAGGAGGAGCCCCAAAUGGAAAUGCCCCCUGAAUGUAGCUGAUUUGGCGCAACAGCUACAGAUAAAAUCAGCAUAGGGUUAUGAGAUGUAUGUUCCUUUCUUGUUUUGUUCUUUGCAAUCAAUCUUCAUUCUAUGAGUUUUGUAUCUCUGUUAUUUGGACUACCAGUUUCCAUAUGUACGUCUUUCAGUUCCAGUAAUAUUGAAGUAGCUUGUUUGAUAUAUGAAAAUUCCAUUCUGUUGCACCCUCUUUA